UAGUAUGUAAAAUGAUUCGUUAAUAAAUAGCCACCAUGGAUGUGUAUCUUAGAUCUAUGAUCCUAACAGUGUGCAGCGCAACAUCCUGAAGACUCGACAGAAGACGAAGUCACGUGACAUCUGAUCAGCUGACAUCAUUGACGCUGAGGAAGACGGCUGAUAGCAUUAUGAUAAAAUUUCUCGAAAAAUUACCGUCUGAAGAAUGCCCCAAACUCCUGCACAGGGUGGUGGAUGGGGUGUGCGGCCGCAGUGGACCGAGGCGGACAGAUUACGGUGAACGGUGGAGUCUAACAGAGUGGGUGGAGUUAACGAACACUCUCUCCUCUUUUAUCCGCUUUGCUGUGGGAAGGGGCUGUUCAGAUCAAGAGAUCCAGGAGCUGUUGAGCGAGUUGGACACGGCCCAUGCUGAGGCUGUUCUCCAGUGUGUACACUCCAGGUCUGAAGAGAUCAGGCAUGCUUUGGUGGACAGAACCAAUGGCAUCUCAAGCACACAGCUUCAGGAUUUCAACUGGCAGUUGAAGCUGGCGUUAUCCAGCGACAAGCUGUCCGCUUUAAACACUCCUCUGCUAAAUCUCAGUCUGGACCUGAAGGAGAAUGGAAUUCAGAGAUCAGUGAAUAUAGAAAUGAACAAAGAGGAGCUGCAGACUCUCAUCAGUGCACUAGAGGCUGCUAAUAAGGUUGUGUUGCAGCUGAAAUGAAGAUGGCAGCGAAAGAUGGUUCUGUGCCAUCAUACUUUCAUAGAGAGGAUUUCUGAGCUCUGAAUUAUGAGACGAUGCCUGAGCAAACGGAAACCCUACGGACAGAACUGGGAACCUGCCGGUGACUCUUCUGAGGUCUUCACGAAGGACUGAAUGUUAUUGUUCAAGCUCCAUCAGCAUGGACCACCGAUGACUUGAAGUGGUGGCAGGGUCAUUUUGAGGCUGAGUAUUUUGCACUAUGAGAAGCUAAAUGCCCGAAACAGAUCUUGCUUCUCGGUUCUCCAUGAAAUUCGAAUGCAUUUUUAUUUCACACCCCAAACGGUUGACUUUCUAAAUAAAGUAAUUAAAAACAUUAAAUGUCAGCACUUGAAUGGUGAUUUCUUCCUUUCUGAAAAUGCAAGUUAACAUAAUGACUAAUAGGCAGAGACCCUCAGACUUUUCAACACGAUCAUGUGACACAGCUCACUUGUAAUCCUGAAUUUCAGGUUUGGUGUGCACAUGUUAAAGAGGACUAAAUGCUGUAUGAACGGAAUUUUGUCUUCAUUACUGUAGGAUCAUCUUAGGUCCAUUCCAUGAAGAACCGUGGGUGACUGGUUUGACACUUUUUUUAUUUUUAGUAAUUUUUUAGUUAGUUCAUCAUUGAUUAUUAGUCUUCCCAGAUCACAAAAACACCAUGUGGUAAUGCAAAGGGGAAAAAAAGGAAAUGGAGUACAAAAAUCAGAUCUGCACAUUAUGCUUGGUGAGAUAUUUUAUUUGAAUUCAUUCAAAAUGUCUAUGAUUUAAAAUAAAGUAUCCUUAAGAACAACUGGUUGCAGUCCUAUGAUUAAAUACAUAAACUCAAAUACAAACACCCUGUCUGGUUCAGUGACAGUAAAUUCUCCUUCAACAUACUUGUGCACUGGCCUAUAGCAUGAGUGCAAUUACAGAAGUCAUACACGGAUGAUAUGAUACUGUUUUUAAAAAUACUUUUUCCUUUUUUUGGCAUUUGCUGUUGUAGGCAUCUCAAGCCAAAAACACCAUGUAUGAAUGAUAGAUGGCCUAUCAAAAGUUAAAUAUGACUUCACUUUUAUGUGUAUGUGCGUGUAUUCAUGCUGAUUCUGGCUGGAGCGUGAAUAUGCUUUGUUUUUACAUUGCCAGUCUUUGAUUAGCAUUAAUGGAGAAUUUCGUACUGAGCAGCUCAUGUCCCAGUCAGAUUGAAACAAAGAGUUGCAAUGCAAGCAAUUUA
Puntigrus tetrazona (Sumatra barb) is the source of this 1923-nucleotide messenger RNA. It is a transcript of the gene commd8, whose product is annotated as COMM domain containing 8. Bases 168 to 698 code for a protein of 176 amino acids. The transcript is spliced from 5 exons. The record is from RefSeq and is a predicted model, not a curated record. NCBI's taxonomy places the organism in Eukaryota, Metazoa, Chordata, Actinopteri, Cypriniformes, Cyprinidae.